CCCUCACAUAUGUUUACAAUUACCGAAUCUACCCUCCUCCGUUGUCUUCAACUCUAAGAAUCUCACUCAAUUCAGCAGAAGCAGUAGCAGAGCUGAGAGUUGAGCUUCGAUGGGUUCCGUUUCUUUGAAAAUUGGAGAUGGAACGGCAAGAUUCAAGAGGGCAACUCUUUGUUCUUCAGCUCUCAACAUUCUCAUGCUCAUUUCUGUGGUCACCACCAAUCUUUUCGCAUUGUAUGCCUUCACUUACUCUCCCAAAGAUCGCGAAAUCCAUACGCUUGAUCGAACACACAAAAACAUUUCAUUGAUAUCGGAGCAGGUUUCUUUAAUUCUUAGAGAGAUCGAUGUUUCUCAGAAGAAGCUUGCUCAGAUGGAGAAGGAAAUUCUUGGCUAUGAGAGCAUCGAUCUCUCCAGAUCUAAUGUUGCAAAUGAGCUCAAACUCUUUCUACAGCGUCAUCCUCUUCCUCUUGGUAAAGAUUCGAAAAGUGGAAUCACUGAAAUGGUUGCAUCUGUGGGGCAUUCAUGUGAGAAAUCUAUGGAUCUUUUGUCGCAGUAUAUGAAUUACAAGGUUUCUGGACCUUGUCCUGACGAUUGGAGCCUUGCUCAGAAGCUGAUUCUUCGUGGAUGCGAGCCAUUGCCUAGGCGGAGGUGUUUGGCUAAAUCUGUGCCGAAGGUAGGUUUACAACCUUUUCCUAUAUCUCUAUGGAAACCUGUUAGUGAUAAGAUUGUUAUGUGGAGUGGACUUGGAUGUAAGAAUUUCCAGUGUUUGAAUAGUAAGAAAUUAGGGAGAGAUUGUGUUGGUUGCUUCGAUUUGAUUAAUGGGUUUGAGAAUCAGAGAUUUGUUAAGGCUAGAGGGAAGAAUGAUUUUCCAAUUGAUGAUGUUUUAGCUUUAAGUAGUGGUGGAAUCAGGAUAGGUUUCGAUAUUGGUGGAGGGUCUGGAACUUUUGCUGCUAGAAUGGCUGAGAAAAAUGUUACUGUCAUAACCUCUACUCUGAAUAUUGAUGCUCCAUUCAGUGAAUUCAUUGCUGCAAGAGGAUUGUUUCCUCUCUUCUUGAGUUUAGAUCAUAGAUUCCCUUUCUAUGACAAUGUUUUUGAUUUGGUUCAUGCUUCAAAUGGAUUGGAUAUUGGUGGAAAGCCUGAAAAACUAGAGUUCCUUAUGUUCGAUAUCGAUCGGAUCUUAAGAGCAGGUGGAUUGCUGUGGCUGGAUAACUUCUAUUGUGCUAAUGAUGAGAAGAAAAAAGCUUUAACUCGCUUGAUUGAGCGAUUUGGAUUCAAAAAACUGAAGUGGGUCAUUGGAGAGAAAUCUGAAUCAGGCAAAUCAGAGGUUUAUCUGUCUGCUGUUUUACAGAAGCCUGUAAGAGUAUGAUGACGAUAGCUAAUCUUCAACAGAAAAGGAAAAAAAGGAAAUGAAUCAUUUGGAAUGGAAAUUGAUGACACUCUUACUGUUAGUCUUUUUUAAUCCAUUGUUAUUUAAGUUUGGAAUAUUAUGCUAGAUAUUGAUCAAUUUUAACAUGGCAUCAAACCAAACUUGCUUCGUAGAAAUUGAUUAGAAUAAACUUAGCUUUCUUUCCGAAUAAUCAUGGGUUGGUCUUGUGGUAAAAAAAAAAAGAAACAUAAUAUCAAUAACUAACUAAAAGGUCAUGGAUUUCAUAUGGAUUUUCGGGCGUGUCCUUUUAUCCUUAGUUACUUUUAUAUAUUUGGAAGAUUUUUAGUCUAUGAUU
Molecule: messenger RNA, 1718 nt
Organism: Cucumis melo (muskmelon)
Lineage: Eukaryota; Viridiplantae; Streptophyta; Magnoliopsida; Cucurbitales; Cucurbitaceae
Product: probable methyltransferase At1g29790
Exons: 2
Coding region: 110-1363 (417 amino acids)
Molecular function (GO): methyltransferase activity
Source: RefSeq, a predicted model, not a curated record